This is a messenger RNA of Paramecium sonneborni, 2772 nucleotides long. The record is from the annotation of a GenBank genome assembly. Lineage: Eukaryota; Ciliophora; Oligohymenophorea; Peniculida; Parameciidae.
AUUUAAAGUGUUUAAAAUAAUGCAAGAAUUUGUCGAAUUAAUUUAGGCAGCAUUUUUCGGAAAAGAAAAUAAUUAGCGUAGUUAAGCAGAGUAGUAGCUUGUAAAUUUGAAGCAUCAAUUACCAAAUGAGUUUUUUUAAAAUUGCAGCACUGUAUUUAUAUAAACUCAAUUGGAUUCUUAAACAAGAGUAGCAGCAGGGACAUUAUUACAGAGAUGUAUUAGUUAUGAAUAAGGAUGGUUAACAAUAGGAUUAGAUGUAAAGAGAAAGAUAAAAGAUGAGUUAUUAUCUUAACUAAUAUCUAGUGAUCAAAAUAUAAAAAAAUCAGCAGCAAGCGUAAAUGUUGUAUAAUAAAUUAAUAGUGUUUAUCAGGAAUAUGUGCAAUAGAAUUACCAAGAUAAGAAUGGCCUGAAAUCAUUAGCAUAUUAGUAUAGAAUACUCGACAUGAAUCGAUAGAAAUUAAAAAAGCGGCAACUAUAACUCUUGGUUAUAUUUGUGAAGCUUUAAAAAAUCAGAAAUAAUCGAUAGAUAAAACUGAAAGUGAAAAAGUGUUAUAUGGAAUAUGUAUGGGCUUAUAAGGAGAGAAAUAAAUAAAGUUAAUAUCAAUAAGAGCAUUGAAAGAUAGUUUAUAAUUUAUGGAUCAAGUUUUGAUACAAUAAUAAGUUAGAGAUCAUGUCACUAAAUUAUUGGUAGAAUCAGCAAUCUCCUAAGAUUCUGAAAUUAGAUUAGCAGCAUUAGAAUGCCUGAUUGAUUAUACUAAAUCUAUUUUUGAUUAUUUAGGUAUGGUUUCAAAUGUAAAUUAGAAUAAUAUAUUACUGUAUUGUGGAAUUGUACAUAAGAAAGUAUCUAUCAUAAAGAUUUUGCAAUUGUUACAAUGGAAAUAUGGUAGAGUAUAGCAUCUGAAAUAAAUGAGAGAUAAACUGUUAGUAAUAGAACAAACUUGGGAUUCAGAAAAACUUAGAAAGAAGCUCUAUAAUUAGUUGCUUAGUAAUUAAUCUAAGCUGUUUUAUAAAAUCUACUCAUUUCAGAUGAAGAUGAAGAAGAUGAUGAAGAAUAAGGAAUAUAAGAAGCAGCUUAUAAGGCAGCAUCUUCUAUUAAUGAAGCAUUGGGAAAUAUAUGUUAUUAACUUUAUUUAAGAUUUGUCGAAAGUAUUUAUUUAUUCAAUUAUUUUAGAUACACUUUAAGCAUAAGAAUGGUAAAAUAGAAAGGCUUCAUUAUUAGCAUUUUCAUCAAUGGUUGAAACAGCAGAUGUUUUAGAAUUAUCUUAAUUCUCUAAUUCAGCUAUUGGUGAAUUCAUUAAAAAAUUAGCUGAUUCUCAUAAAUAAGUGAGAUAUGCUGCUGGAAGAGUCAUUACAAGAAUUGCUGAAAAUUAUCCUUUGGUUAUUCUUUAACAUCAAUUUGCAGAUGAUUACAUUAAUUAAUUUUCAUAAUUUUUGUAAGGAAAUAAUAAGUUAACAAAAUAUUUAUUAUGGACUUUAGUUAAUUUAACAGAAGCAUUUAGAGAUGAUACCAAUAAUUAAUUUUGUAAAUAUUAUGAUUUUCUAAUUUCUUAAUUUGCUAUUGUUAUUGGUAGAUAAGAUUUCUAAGAUGGAACCUUACUUGAUAUAGCUUGGGUUGGUAUCAUUAACUGCUUGUAAUGUAUAAAAGAACCAUAAACUAUUAAAAAAUAUUUAUCUGCUUUUGGUUAAUAAAUGGUUGCAGUUUAUUCAUAAAUUGGAUGGUAAAAAGAAGCCAAUAUUUCAGGGUUAUUAUCAGCUAUUCAUAUUUGUUUUUUAAGAUUAGUUGUAUUAGGAGAUUAAUGUGAUAUUUAAUUAAUGAAUAACUUUUAUUCACUCAUAGUUGAUUAUUUCAAAAAAAUAUAAACUGUAACUCAAGAUGGUUUUUAUGCAAUUAGUGCUAUUGCUUAAUGUAUUAUAUUUAUUAAAUUUUUAUAGACAGCAAGAUUAAUUUUAAAUCUCUUGUGGAUGAUUUUAUGUAAAAUUAUUUAGAAAUUGGUUUAUAAAAGAAAUUGGAAAUUGAGACUUUCAAAGGAGCAAUUUUAUGUUUAGCUGAUAUAGCAAGAUCACUUCAAUUUAAAGAGUUCAGCAAAUUCUUACGAAUUUUAGAAUAUUUAAUUGCUUGUGUUAAUGUAAUCUAUUUUUAAAUAAUUCAAAGGAUUAAUAAGUGAAUAGAGUUGCAAAGAUAGCCUUAUUUGUUUGCAUUGCUGAUAUUGUUCUUAUAGCAGAAUAGGAGGCAGAACCUUACUUUUAAGCCAUUUGGCAAUUAGUAAAAAGUGGAUUUACUGCUUCAAUCUACUUUACUUAAAAUAAGGAUAUGGCACAAUUAGAAUAUUAUGAAAAUCUUAAUGAUGCCUUAUUAAAUUGUUAUUUAUGCAUGCUACAUGCAUUCAAUCUAAAUAAGAUUCCAUAUCAACCACUCUAUUAAACAAUUUCUGAUUUAUGUAUGUUCAUUUAAGCUACCUCUGAUAAAUCAUUAACACCAACAGUGGUAUCAAUAAUUAUUAAUUAUGAUAGGAAUACAUUCGUCUUAGUGUAACAUGUCUCCUCGAUUGUGUUUCAUAUUAUAAGUCUUUAAAAGGAUAGGAGAAUAUGUCUUAAAAAUUAUUAACCAGUCCUCUUCUCAUCAGCUUAUUGGAUAUGCUGAAAUAGUAUUCCAACUAACCCGAAAAUCAAUAAUUAAUUCUGUAUGCUAAUGAUAUGUACAAAUCAUUCCAAUUGCCUUAAUAUUUGAAUUGAGAUCAUCAUUAUAUAUUAUUAUGUUUAAUUGAAUGUGUU